UUUGCCACAUUAUAACUAGUAGGGGAUCCUCACCGACCAUGGCCACAGCUGCCUCGAAUCCCUACAGCAUUCUCAGUUCCACCUCCCUAGUCCAUGCGGACUCUGCGGGCAUGCAGCAGGGGAGUCCUUUCCGCAACCCUCAGAAACUUCUCCAAAGUGAUUACUUGCAGGGAGUUCCCAGCAAUGGGCAUCCCCUCGGGCAUCACUGGGUGACCAGUCUGAGCGACGGGGGCCCAUGGUCCUCCACACUGGCCACCAGCCCCCUGGACCAGCAGGACGUGAAGCCCGUGCGCGAAGACCUGCAACUGGGUGCGAUCAUCCAUCACCGCUCGCCACACGUAGCCCACCACUCACCUCACACUAACCAUCCCAACGCCUGGGGGGCGAGCCCAGCACCGAACCCGUCUAUCACGUCAAGCGGCCAACCCCUCAACGUGUACUCGCAGCCUGGUUUCACCGUGAGCGGCAUGCUGGAACACGGGGGACUCACCCCACCUCCAGCUGCUGCCUCUGCACAGAGCCUGCACCCGGUGCUCCGAGAGCCCCCGGAUCACGGCGAACUGGGCUCGCACCAUUGCCAGGAUCACUCCGACGAGGAGACGCCAACCUCUGAUGAGUUGGAACAGUUCGCCAAACAAUUCAAACAAAGAAGAAUCAAGUUGGGCUUCACGCAGGCCGACGUGGGGUUGGCGCUGGGCACACUGUAUGGUAACGUGUUCUCGCAGACCACCAUCUGCAGGUUCGAGGCCUUGCAGCUGAGCUUCAAAAAUAUGUGCAAGCUGAAGCCGCUGCUGAACAAGUGGCUGGAGGAGGCGGAUUCGUCCACAGGGAGCCCGACCAGCAUUGACAAGAUCGCUGCACAGGGCCGCAAGCGCAAGAAGCGGACCUCCAUCGAGGUGAGUGUCAAGGGCGUACUGGAGACGCAUUUCCUCAAGUGUCCCAAGCCUGCCGCGCAGGAGAUCUCCUCGCUGGCAGACAGCCUCCAGUUGGAGAAAGAAGUGGUGCGUGUCUGGUUCUGUAAUCGAAGACAAAAAGAGAAAAGAAUGACUCCGCCAGGGGAUCAGCAGCCGCAUGAGGUUUAUUCGCACACCGUGAAAACAGACACAUCUUGCCAUGAUCUCUGACUGGAGGAAGCGAGGAGGCGGCCGGCCGCACUGGGAGCAGCGCGGAUUUCUUUUUCUCUCUCACUCUCUUCCUUUCAUUCUAGCAUUCUUUAUUAUUUCUCUCUCUCUCUCGUUCGCUCGCUCUCUCGUACUCUCUCUUUUCCCUCCUUUCUUUUUUCUUUCCUUUCCCCUUUCUCUUUCCCUUCUUUUUUCCCUUUCCUUUCCUUUCCUUUCAUUUUCUUUCAUUUUCUUUCCUUUCCCCUUCCCUUCCCUUCCAUCUCUUCCUUUCCUUUCCUUUCCUUUCCUUUCCUUUCCUUUCCUUUCCUUUCCUUUUUUCCCUUUCCUUUCCUUUUUUUCCCUUUCCUUUCCUUUUCAUAAGAGGUUCUAACUUCUGUUGACAAAGGAAACACAUACUCUCUCAUUCAGGCUUCUCAAUGCUGAUACACAGUUAUAUUAAGCGGUCCAAGCUGGGAUCUCAUAUUCCUGGCUCCCCGGGCAACAGUUCCCUUUAGCAUUUUCUGCUGAUCAAUACAUAUUGUUUACUCAGAGUAAGGUUUGUUUGGUCGCUCCUCUCUAGGAAGAACAAGGAGUGGG
Symphalangus syndactylus (siamang) is the source of this 1697-nucleotide messenger RNA. It is a transcript of the gene POU3F4, whose product is annotated as POU class 3 homeobox 4. Gene Ontology annotation, cellular component: nucleus. Lineage: Eukaryota; Metazoa; Chordata; Mammalia; Primates; Hylobatidae. Gene Ontology annotation, biological process: regulation of transcription by RNA polymerase II; brain development. The record is from RefSeq and is a predicted model, not a curated record. Gene Ontology annotation, molecular function: DNA-binding transcription factor activity, RNA polymerase II-specific; RNA polymerase II cis-regulatory region sequence-specific DNA binding.